This is a messenger RNA of Cottoperca gobio, 11415 nucleotides long. RefSeq names its product Dmx-like 2 (gene dmxl2). Gene Ontology annotation, biological process: vacuolar acidification. Lineage: Eukaryota; Metazoa; Chordata; Actinopteri; Perciformes; Bovichtidae. The record is from RefSeq and is a predicted model, not a curated record. Gene Ontology annotation, molecular function: protein binding. Gene Ontology annotation, cellular component: RAVE complex.
AUGGUGUUGACAGUGAGAGGCGACGGGCGGCCAGUUUUACAUGUUUGAAUACAUGACAGGACCAGGUGAAAUUACAUUUAUACGCGCCGGACACAACAGUACUGCAACCACACUGUUUGUGGAGGAAGACGACGUCGCCAGGCCGAGGACAACAUUAACGUUACUGAUGGAAUUCCCAGUCGUUGCUAGAUGGAGAAACCGAAAGGGUGGACUCGUUAUUAAUAAUUAAAAAACACCCUAUCUGCUGCUAAACUAUAAGGAAAAUGCAUCUGCAUCAGGUGCUGACGGGAGCUGUAAACCCUGGAGAUUGCUGCUAUUCGGUGGGAAGCGUGAAUGACAUUCCUUUCACGGCCUAUGGAUCAGGUUGUGAUGUAGUGAUUCUGGCCAGUGACUUUGAGUGCGUGCAGAUUAUCCCGGGAGCUCAGAAUGGAAACAUACAGGUGGGCUGUGUGGAGUGCUCCCACCAGCUUGGCAGGAUUGCUGCGUCCUACGGAAACACAGUCUGCAUCUUUGAGCCUCUUUCUACCAACCCAAACAAACGCCACAAGCAGCUUAACUAUCAGUGGCAAAAGACGGGACAGUUCUUCCUCGAUGCCAUCACCUACAACCUGGCCUGGGACCCACAAGGGGACCGUAUCCUAGCAGCAACUGAGCAGCUCCAGCUGUGGGCUCCUCCACUAAAAGAUGCACUGAUAGAGGAGGAGGAUGGACAGUUGACUGAAGACAAGCCCCACCCUGUCCUCAAUGACUGGAACUGUGUCUGGCAGUGCAAGACUGCUGCAUCUGUUCACAUUGCCAAGUGGUCUCCUGAUGGGGAGUACUUUGCAACAGUUGGAAAGAAUGACUGUUUACUUAAGGUGUGGUAUCCCACCACGGGCUGGCGUUCUGCAGUGGUGGCCCACGACCACUCCGAUAAAAAGCCACUUCCUGUGCACUUCUCCUUUGUUUACCUGGCACAUCCUCGCAUGGUCACCGGUAUGUCCUGGAGGAAGACCAGCAAGUACAUGCCCAAGUGUUCGGUAUGCAAUGUGUUGCUGACAUCCUGCGAGGAUGGCGUGUGUAGGUUGUGGUCCGAGACCCUGCUACCGGAAGACAACCUGCUUGGAGGACAGAUCUCUGAGAACACACACUCCUUCAGCUCUAGUCUGCCAGGCCUGGCAGGCAAUAAGGACAAAAUCCAGCAUGCUUUAGAAUCAAUCCACCACCUGAAGCAUCUGCGCCGGGGCCGGCGACGGUCCUCUGCUCUGGUGGCACACAGUGAGCUGCUGCCCUCUCAGCUUGGCACGCAGGACACACACACUCACCGCCACAUCGCUCAUCAUGCCAAUGCCCUGUGUCACUUCCAUAUCUCAGCCAGUAUUAACCCCAAUACAGAUAUCCCAGCAGUGCUGGCUGAAUCUGCAGUGUUCAACCCAGACGAUGGCAGUGGUGGUGGUGGCUUCGUCGUUCACUGGCUCAACAAUAAAGACCUAAGCUUCACUUCCUCAAUGGACCUCUUUAUGCUGCAGCUCCGUAAGUUAUCUGAACAGCAGAUGGACCACACUACUGAGGACCCCCUGGACCCCGAAGGAUCCCCUAUGAAGUUUGACUUUGACCUGGAUGACAUGUCUGACAAAGCGUCCUCAGAGCAGGGCGAAGAGGGUGAGACAGGGGAGCAGGGAAGCACCAAAGCGUCCUCCCCGGGAUCCAGCUCCAGCAUGCCUUUGCCCUCCAUGCUGCUGGAGAGGAAGAUGGAGACUCUGAUCACAGAGUGGAACAAGAGCCCAGACAUGUUGUUCACCAUCCACCCUGCCGACGGAUCUUUCCUGGUUUGGCAUGUGAAGUACUUGGACGAAUUCAACCAGGGCAUCUUCAGACAGGUUCAGGUGUCCUUCUCCUCCCGUAUUCCAGUGGCAUUUCCUACAGGUGAUGCCAACUCACUAAGUAAAAACAUCCUGAUGUACGCCUGCACUUUGAAUCAGGGUGAGAGUGCAAGUGCAGGGGAGCCGGGGAGGAUGGUCCAACGUGUGUCCCACUCUGCUUCAGCGUCGACCGGCCUGGGUUCAUCCGCACUGGUCCCCUCUCCCAACCCUGGCCUUGGCAUCAGUCCUGCUGUCAUGAUGGUCUCAAAGCAUGUCGAUGGAUCUCUCAAUCAGUGGGCAGUGAUAUUUGCUGAGCGCUCUGCCUUCUCCAACCUACUGACUGUAUCUCACAAGUUCCGGUACUGCGGCCACCGCUUCCAUCUGAACGACCAAGCCUGCCACACAGUGCUGCCACUGCUGCUGACCUCCUCUCACCAUAAUGCUCUGCUCACCCCUCCCUCAGCCCCUGGCAGCCUGGAAGAAGAGCUACCUACCUUUUCAAUACCAAAGGGAUUUCCCAGGAAGCAGCUUCGUAAUGCAGCUACAAGGACCUUCCAUGACCCCAAUGCCAUCUACAGUGAGCUGAUCUUGUGGAGGGUGGACCACAUUGGACCCCUGUCCUGCACUGGAGGGGUCUCUGAACUGGCCCGUAUCAACUCUCUGCACACCUCUGCGUUCAGCAAUGUUGCUUGGCUACCUACACUAGUACCCAGCUCUGUACUUGGAACUUACUGUAACAGUGCCAGCGCCUGCUUCGUGGCAUCAGAUGGUAAAAACCUGCGUCUCUAUCAAGCUGUGGUGGAUGCCAGAAAACUUCUGGAUGAGCUGUCAGACCCUGAAACGUCUAAACUGGUGGGCGAAGUGUUCAACAUCGUCAGCCAGCAGUCCACUGCCAGACCUGGAUGUAUCAUAGAGUUGGACGCCAUUACUAACCAGUGUGGCUCCAACACCCAGCUGCUGCAUGUCUUCCAAGAGGACUUCAUUCUAGGUUACAAGCCUCAGAAAGAACCAGAAGCAUACGCACCGGCCUUUCCAUCUGGUGAAGAUUACCAACCUGCCCCAUUCUCUGAGAAGUUCUUCCUGGUGGUGAUAGAAAAGGAUCUCAACAGGAACUCUGUCCUGCAGAUGUGGCACCUGCACCUCAAGUCUGUGCAGGCCUGUGUUGAUGAGCCGGGCCCAGAUUUUAGCUUCCAGACCCAGCUUAUGGUUCCCAAUCAAGUUGCGAAUGCUGAUUCAUCUCCGGAGACCUCACCUAUCAGACCCCUGCCUCGGUCAUCCUCGACAGCCAACUUGCAAUCAGCCAGCAAACUCAUCCUCAGCUCUAAGCUGGUGUACAGCAAGCGGCUCAACCUGCCCCACGGGGUGGAGGUUACCAGGGCAACCCCCUCUGCAGGUCAUUUGAGUUCCUCUUCCAUCUACCCUGUGUGCCUGGCUCCGUACCUGAUUGUCACUACCUGCUCUGACUCUCGCGUGCGCUUCUGGCGCUGUGCUGUAGAGGGUGAUGACGGGUACAGUGAGGAUGACCGGGACAACCACGCUUACCGCUGGGAGCCCUGGGCUCUGAUGAAUGAGGAGGAGGACAACAACAGUGCUGUGUGUGUGUCUGGACGGCCCGUUGCUGUGUCCUGCUCUUACAUCGGCAGGCUGGCCAUUGCCUUUAAAAAGCCACGACUAGGACAGCUGCAGGGUUCUGGAGAGGACUUCUCCAUGCAUGUGUCCAUCUAUGAGUGUGAAUCUACUGGUGGCUCAGAGUGGGUUUUAGAGCAAACUCUUCACCUGGACGACUUCACCAGACCCUCGUCAACCCUGGAUCCAAGAGUCAGUGUGGACUCCAACCUCUUUGUCUACAGCAGGUCUGACCUGUACAUGAGCAGAGACCAUAGCUCCCCCAACAUCAAGCACUACGUUCACUUGGACUGGCUGUCAAAGGAGGAUGGAUCUCACAUCCUCACUGUGGGCGUUGGAUCCAACAUUCUUAUGUACGGCCGUAUCUCUGGCGUCGUCAAUGAGCCGACUAGCAGCAAGGAGGGGGUGGCUGUCAUCACCCUUCCUCUAGGGGGCAGUAUCAAACAGGGCAUCCGCUCACGCUGGAUCCUUCUUCGGUCCGUGGACCUCCUGUCCUCCGUUGACGGCACGCCGUCUCUGCCAGUCUCCCUGUCCUGGGUGAGGGAUGGCAUCCUGGUGGUGGGCAUGGACUGUGAAAUGCAUGUGUAUGCUCAGUGGCAUCAGGACAAGAAGCCCGGGGAGGGAGAGGAAGGAAACCUAUCAUCCGCAGACAUUGCUGGAGGUCAAACCACGACCUCCUCGGCCUUUGAAGGCAGAGCCAGGUCUAAGAGUGUGUUUGAAGGGAGUGUCGCAGUGGAUGAGGCCCUUCGUGCCCCAGCAGGUCUUCAGGAAGGGGGACUGUUUGAAGCAGCUCACUCCCUGUCUCCAACUCUACCCCAAUACCAUCCCACCCAGCUGCUGGAACUCAUGGACCUGGGCAAGGUUCGCCGUGCCAAGGCCAUCCUCGCUCACCUGGUGAAGUGUAUUGCUGGGGAAGUCGCUGUGGUGAGGGAUGUGGAGGCAGGUGAGGGCGGAGCCAGGAGACAUCUGUCCCGUACCAUCAGUGUGACUGGCAGCACAGCAAAAGACACCAUUGUGGCUGGCCGCGAUGGGGGCAGGGACUACACAGAGAUCAACUCCAUCCCUCCCUUGCCCCUCUAUUCCCUCAUGUUGGCUGACCUAGACACCUCGUACAAGGGAGCAGAAGAGGCUGCUAAGGGGGCCGAUGGUGAGGGGUCCCAGAAGUCGGCAGAGGACCAGUAUUCUGACCUCUUCCAGAUGCAAGCAGUCACCACGGAUGAUUUUGUGAACUUUGCCACCGACAAACCAGAGAAGAAGUCUCGAGUUAUCAACCUUUCUCAAUAUGGACCUACUUACUUUGGACUGGAACAUGCUCAGGUAUUGUCCAGUCACCUCAUGCACUCCAGCCUCCCAGGACUGACCAGACUAGAGCAGAUGUUCUUGGUGGCCCUGGCUGAUACUGUUGCAACCACCAAUGCUGAGGUCACCAGCUCCACUGAUCAAAAAUGCACAGGUGGCGAGGCUCUCGAUGAGUGUGGACUGAGGUACCUGCUGGCCAUGCGUCUUCACACCUGCUUGCUGACCUCUCUGCCACCUCUCUACCGCAUGCAGCUGCUCCACCAGGGCCUAUCAACAUGCCACUUUGCUUGGGCCUUCCACUCAGAGGCGGAAGAAGAGCAGCUUAACAUGAUCCCAGCCAUGCAGAGAGGCGACCCACAGUGGUCUGAGCUCAGAGCUGUCGGAGCGGGUUGGUGGAUACGCAACAUCAACACACUGCGGAAAAUGGUGGAGAAGAUCGGUAAAGCUGCGUUCCAGAGACACAACGACCCUUUAGAUGCUGCUCUGUUCUACUUGGCCAUGAAGAAGAAAGCUGUCCUCUGGGGGCUCUUCAGGUCUCAACAUGAUGAUAAGAUGACUAAGUUCUUCAAGAACAACUUCACUGAAGACCGCUGGCGAAAGGCAGCUCUGAAAAAUGCUUUCUCCCUGUUGGGAAAGCAGCGCUUUGAACAGUCUGCUGCCUUUUUCCUACUGGCUGGAUCACUCAAAGACGCCAUAGAGGUGUUGAUGGAGAAGAUGGAGGAUAUCCAGUUAGCCAUGAUAGUAGCAAGGCUGUAUGAGGCUGACUUUGAGAACUCAUCCACCUGCCAAGGCCUCCUUCACGAGAAGGUCCUGGGCUGUAACAGGGACGGAAGUGGUUACCACUGUUCACGGCUGCACCCUGACCCAUUCCUCCGCAGCAUAUCCUACUGGAUCAUCAAGGAUUACACGCGAGCUCUGGACACACUGUUGGAACGAAUCCCCAAAGAGGAUGAUGAGAACCCUGAUGUGAUGGUGAAAGCUUGCAACCCUGUGGUGUUUAGUUUCUAUAACUACCUGAGGACACACCCUUUGAUCAUCCGUCGCCACUUGGCAAUUCCAGAGGGCACCGCAACGACCGUGGGCCUCACUGUUGAGAAGAGCAGCGCAGAUGAGAUUAACCUUAUAGAGCGCAAACUGUUCUUCACUACUGCCAAUGCACACUUCAAGGUGGGCUGUCCAGUUCUGGCUCUGGAAGUGCUCUCCAAGAUUCCCAAAGUUACCAAGAAAUCCGGCUCCUCGCCUAUCAGCAAAGCUUCUUCCAAGGCCAACGUAAACUCGACACAAACACUGGAAAAUGGAACCCAGGGUGGCUUGGACUGGAGAUCCCCCGCGGCCCCUGCUGAUGCCUGGGGAGGAAAUGAUAGCGUGGGAGGGUUGGACUGGAGCCAGCCAUUGGUCAAGGUGGAGGAUGACGGCCUGAAGCUGGACUGGGAAGAGAACAAAGAAGAUGAUGAAGAUGAAGAUGAAGAUGAUGACGGUCUGACCAUGAAGAAAACAGAAACUGAGACAGACAGAGGUUUGGAGAGUGGCGCGCCCAAACUGAAGAGGGCAGACUCGCAGGGUGAGUCAGAGGUGGACGUGAUAGCAGAGCAGCUGAAGUUCCGUGCCUGUCUGAAGAUCCUGAUGACAGAACUGCGCACGCUGGCCACGGGCUUUGAGGUGGAUGGCGGAAAGCUCCGCUUUCAGCUCUACAGUUGGCUGGAGAAGGAGAUCGCAGCUAUGCAUACGAUCUGCAACUACAAGGUGGAGGGUAAGGAGGAAGAUUCAGAGGUGGAGAGGUGGAGAGAGCGUACAGCAUCAGUGGAUGUAUCGGACGACACCCUGGAUCGCACAGAGGCGGGGGCCUACGAGCGUCACCAGAUGGAGCGACGUCGUCUUCAGGCGAAGCAGCAGCACUCUGAGAGGCGCAAGGCGUGGCUGAGGAAGAACCAGGCCCUGCUGAGGGUGUUUCUGUCCUACUGUAGUCUUCAUGGAGCCAAGGGAGGAGGAGUCACCUCUGUUCGCAUGGAGCUUCUCUUCCUUCUGCAGGAGAGCCAACAGGAAACCACAGUGAAGCAGCUGCAGUCUCCUCUGCCUCUGCCUACUACACUGCCUCUGCUAUCAGCUUGCAUUGCCACCACCAAGACGGUCAUAGCCAAUCCAGUUCUCCACCUCAGCAACCACAUUCACGACAUCCUCCACACCGUCACCUACAUGGAGAACCCGCCGCAUCCCGACCUCAUGGAUGAUCGGGUGAAUGCUCUGCACACACUUGCAGCAUCUCUGUCCGCUUGCAUCUAUCAAGCACUGUGUGACAGCCACAGCUACAGCAGCCAGACGGAGGCCAACCAGUUUACAGGGAUGGUGUACCAGGGCUUGUUGCUCAGUGAGAGGAAACGACUCCGCACAGAAAGCAUCGAAGAACAUGUAACUCCCAACUCCGCUCCUGCACAGUGGCCAGGUGUGUCGUCCCUGAUUUCUCUGUUGACGUCUGCCAGAGAGGAGGACCAGCCGAGGCUCAACGUGCUGCUGUGUGAAGGGGUCAUGGCUGUUUAUCUUGCACUGCUCAUUCACGGCCUGGGCACUCACAGCAGCAAUGAACUUUUCCGCCUGGCAGCACAUCCCCUCAACACCCGCAUGUGGGCCGCCGUCUUUGGGGGAGGGGCCAAACUCGUUAUUAAGCCAAAGAGGCCUGAGGGCCCACCAGUGGCAGCUGAUUUUGAGGCAGCCAGGCCAGAGGACUCUCAAGAGGCAGGAAGACCUGAGCAGAGCAACCUCACCCCAAACCCCACUCCCAUCCCCACAGACACCCAGCGCCCCAAACGACCCCCUCCUCCCGUUUCAAAGGGAGAGGGGUUGGGCACUGUGGCACCAGCAACUAAGGCCAGCUUUGCUCCCCCUCAGACCCCAGCGGAGGAUGUGGACCGAUACAGACGUAGGUUCAACAUGAGGAUGCUCGUUCCUGGACGCCCUGUAAAGGAGACGCCAGCCGCCCCGCCUCCUGUUCCCACAGAGAGACCCGCCUACAGGGAGAAAUUCAUUCCUCCUGAGCUGAGCAUGUGGGACUACUUUGUGGCCAAACCCUUCCUGCCGCUUUCAGACAGCAACGCUCUGUGUGACUCAGACGAAAGCGGUGCAGAGGAGGACGAAGAUGAUGACGACGCCUUCCUUUCUGACACACAGAUAACGGAGCACUCUGACCCCAACUCCUACAGCUGGGCUCUGAUCCGCCUGGUUAUGGUGAAACUGGCUCAUCACAACGUCAAGAACUUCCUCCCUCUCACUGGCCUUGACUUCACAGACCUGCCAGUCACCUCCCCUCUCAGCAACGCUGUGUUGAAGACUUUAGAGAACUGGGAGCAGCUUCUGCUGGAGCGAAUGAACAAGUUUGACGCCCCGCCUCCCAACUACAUCAACACUUUCCCUACUGACCUCAGUGCAGGCGGUGGCCCCGCCAUUCUCCGACACAAGGCCAUGCUGGAGCCAGACAACACACCCUUCAAGACGAAGAACCAGCAGUCCUUUCCAGCCCGACGUCUUUGGCAUUUCCUGGUCAAACAGGAAGUUCUUCAAGAGACUUUGAUCCGUUACAUCUUUACUAAGAAAAGGAAGCAGUGUGAGUCUGUAGAUAACCAUAUGGACCGUAUAAACCCAAACUGCAUAGCAGGAGCUAGCAGUCCAUAUAAGGUGGAGGCAGAUCUGGGCUACCCAGGAGGCAAGGCUAAAAUCAUUCAUAAGGAGUCUGAUAUAAUCAUGGCAUUUGCCAUCAAUAAGGCUAACUCCAACGAGAUAGUGUUGGCCUCCACUCAUGAUGUCCAGGAGGUAGACGUGUCUACCCUGGUGGCUGUCCAGCCCUACACCUGGAUAGGGGACGACUUUGAUAAGGAGUCCCGCAGCUCUGACGACGUAGACCAUCGUUCUUCUCAAACCAACAUUGCCCAGACUACCUCCGUCCCCUUUGCACCACCACAGAUGCAGGUCUCUGCGUCCAUGCCGUGGCUUGGCAGUGGGCAGACCAGCAUGGGAGCCAGUGUGAUUAUGAAGAGGAAUCUAAACAACGUGAAGAGAAUGACUUCCCAUCCCUUAUAUCAGUAUUACAUGACAGGGGCUCAGGACGGUAGUGUGAGAAUGUUUGAAUGGAACAGACCUCAGCAGCUAAUUUGCUUCAGACAAGCAGGCAACGCUAGAGUCACCCGGCUCUAUUUCAACUCCCAGGGCAAUAAGUGUGGAGUUGCUGACGGAGAGGGCUUCCUCAGUCUCUGGCAGGUCAACCAGACAUCCUCCAACCCCAAACCCUACCUGAGUUGGCAGUGUCACACUAAGACCUGCGGUGAUUUCGCCUUCAUCACGUCCUCCAGCCUCAUCGCCACUGCCGGACAGUCCAAUGAUAACAGAAAUGUUUGCCUGUGGGAUACUCUGAUUUCACCUAGCAAUACCAUGAUCCAUGCAUUCCCCUGCCAUGAGAACGGGGCCACUGUGCUGCAGUAUGCUUCUAAGCAGCAGCUGCUCAUCACUGGAGGCAGAAAGGGCUUUGUGUGCGUGUUUGACAUCCGCCAGAGACAGCUGCUCCACACUUUCCAGGCCCAUGACUCAGCCAUCAAGGCCCUCGCACUGGAUGCCUUCGAGGACUUCUUUGUCACUGGUUCUGCAGAGGGCAACAUGAAGGUGUGGAAGUUAACCGGCCACGGGCUCAUGCACUCUUUUAGCACCGAGCACACCAAGCAGUCCAUCUUCCGCAACAUCGGUGCCGGUGUCAUGCAGGUAGAAACGCGGCCCGGUAACCGCAUCUUCACCUGCGGAGCAGACGGCACCCUGAAGAUGAGGGUCCUCCCUGACCGCUACAACAUCCCCAGCAGCUUGGUCGACAUCCUGUAACGCCUACUUCCACUUCUGAGGGUCCAAAGAGGAAAGAGACGGAAAGAAAAAACACAAAAAGCUUACGUAACACUCGCUAGGCAUUAAUAGUAUAAUUGAAGGGGGAAGAGUUGGUCAAAAGAUCUCCAUGCUUUUGGCAUCUUUCAGAGUGUGCCGUGUUCAUGGGUUUACUGAUGUAAAUCAUAUCCACAGUGGAAAACGGAGCUGCAAAUGUUUAGUUUUUUUUCCCUAAAGGCUGAAUGCAAAGUUACAAGCAAAAGGUAUCAUACUUGAUUUUAAAAGCUAGAUUUAUUGUAAUUUUAUUGAAGAAUCUCUACUCUUAGAGUGUGUCCAUAGGGAAGCUAUGCAUGUCCUGUUCUUGUUACGCGGUGCAAUCACAGGUCUAUUGAUAGUGCUCUGUAAAAGUGCUCAAGCAAAAAUUUUAAAAGUGUGUAACUGUCGUCAUUUUGUGCCCACAGCUGAAAUCUUAGCAUCUACUGUAACCAGCACUGUGGUUUGUUAUUAAGUCAGUGGUUUCCAGUGUGAAUCGAGUUGUUGGAAUCUGCAUUUAGUUUCGAUGGUUUUAACCCUCCUCUCCCCCCCCCUGCCUUUUUACCCGGCUUUUCUCAGUCCUUAUGGAAGAGAUGAUGGUGCAUUAUCCUCCCCCCCCCCCCUUCACUGUGUGUGUGUGUGUGUGUGUGUGUGUGUGUGUGUGUGUGUGUGUGUGUGUGUGUGUGUGUGUGUGUGUGUGUGUGUGUGUGUGUGUGUGUGUGUGUGUGUGUGUGUGUGUGUGUGUGUGUGUGUGUGUGUGUGUAUCUGCGCGUGUACUCUGCAGUAUCUGCCAUCUGUACGCCUGCCCGCCCACCUGCCCUCAAAUGCCUGUUUGUUUGGCCGACUCACUGCUAGAACAUUCCUGUUUGGAAGAUGAUGUGUUUUACUUCUGUGACUGUGAUUUCAAUGUUUCCAUCUGUCUGGUCCAAACCUGAAUGCCCACCCACCGCAGAAACACAAAGGUUCACUUCUGGUUUUGCACACGAUAUUCUUGAAUUAUUUUUUUCUUUUCUUUUCAUUUAAUUGUAUUGUUUAAAUUAUUUAUGUGUUUGUUUGGUUGACCAUUCCUAUUUAACUUAUUGCCUUUUAUUUUAGGAAUGUAAGGGGUUUUACUGCAUCUGACUGGGAGAUGUGCAACACAGUCUACUGUAUGUAAGUGUGUGUGAUACCUCGCUAGUUGUUUUUACUGUUUCAUCUAUAAGGAAUAGAUAUUUGCACUCAAAUUCUGGAGACACUAAAAAUUUAUUUCAAAUAAAUAGGAUAUUGAAGAAGAAACUGUUAUAUACAAAUGAAUGUCUGGCUUUAUUUGGCCUAGUAGUAAAAUGUUGAAAUAGUUUUAAUAUAUAAAUUAUAUAAAUAUAUAUAUAUAUAAAUUAUAUAAAUAUAAAUUAUAUAUAUAUAUAUAAAAUAUAUAUAUAAAUAUGAAAUACCACAACAGCUUGUACAAACAUGAAAGCGUUUCUUUAUUUUUGGUUUGUAUCAUACCAGCUGGAUUAGUUGUAACUUUUGUUAAGUGUAUCUAUGGUAUUUAUUAAAGAGAUUUGUGUUUCUCUCCCUCUUUCGACCCACUAUGUGUACUGUAUGUAGCUUAAGUGUUUUACCAAUGGUCCUACUGGUGUGUAUGUGUGUGUGCAUGUAAUAAUGCAAAAGAAGCCAAUAUCAUGGGUAGACACUUACAAGGGCACUUGAGCCUGGAGGACUGAGAGAACAGGUCAUGGUCAGAGUUUUACCUUUGUAAAGUGAAUAAAUUCUUUUUAUUUCAUCA